UCAAUGAGGUAUCACAUUAUACACGAUCUGCUCUGACGCCCUGUCCUCCUCCUCUGCUCUACUUCCCCUGCAUCCAGCGUUCAGAGCACCAGUUUCCCUCACCCUGACAUUUGGUCUGUCCCCUAUCCUGCCACCAACCCAACCACCACCACCACCACCACACAUCUCUGAGAAGAGAUUCAUCCAAACACAGAGAACAUUGUGUCGAGGAGGCUCCGGUUGAGAGAGAGAGAAACAGAGGGGAGAGAGAAAGAGAGAGAGAGAGAGGGAGGGAGGGAGAGAGAGAUCCUCCUUGGCACACACCCGUCAGUGUGGCAGUGUGAUUUUGACUGACUGGCUGACUGACGGGGAUUCUGGAGGAGACGCGCAGGAAAGGAGGACACUCUCCGGUUUUAAUCCCUUCAGUCAUCGUUGUAGAUGGUUUUGUAGCUGCACUGCCUGCAUUCACCUAGGCAUCGGAUUUUGCUUCUUUUUUUUUCUCCUUUCCUUGAUUGGCUGAACCAGGGGCUGAACCCAGCCCGCCUGGGCCGGGCUGUGGGGGCUGUUCAGCGAGCCUAAUAGCUGAAGUUGGUACCCGAGAUGAGCGUCUGGACACCCGGGAGCGGGGCUCUCUCUUCGCCGGGGAGAGGGUCUGGGUCGUGGCGGUGCUGGUGGUGGUGGGUUGUAGUGAUCGGGGUGUCAGUGGGAUCUGGAGACCCGUGGAUGUCCGCGGAGGCAUGCCCGUCUUAUUGUACUUGCAGCAGCACCAGGAUCUCCUGUGUGGACCCGGAGCGGGAGAUCAAUGCUUUCCCCAUCCUACAGAGCGAGGCGGAGAUGGAGAACAUCACCGACAUUUACAUCGCCAACCAGGGUAGCUUCUCCUCCAUCAACGACAAAGACCUGCACUACUACAAGAAUCUCAGGAACCUAACGGUGACCAACAGCAGGCUUACGUAUGUAUCGAAGCUGGCCUUUCAAAACAACAUCAAGAUACAGUACCUGAAUCUGAAAGAUAACAACCUUUCGUCACUUUCCUGGAGGAUAUUCAGACACCUCAACAUUUCCUAUAUGAUCCUCACAGGGAACCCUUUGCACUGCUCCUGUGAGAACAUGUGGAUGAAACUGUGGUUGGGAGAGGAAGCAGACAAUCAGGAGCUGCGCUGCAUCGAGGAUGGAGGAGUACGCAAGCUGCUGUCCAGACUGACACUACCCAACUGUGAGGUUCCCAUGGCAACGUUAAACCCAUCCAAGGUGACACUAAUGGAGGGGAAGCAUGUGGACCUGUCCUGCACGACCUCGGGGGUGCCCUCGCCCGAGCUCAUAUGGAACAUGGCGUUGGUCUCCAACUAUGAGAUCGAGACAUCGGGACAGAUUUCAGUGCUGCGACUUUCCAACCUGUCGUCACUGGAUCACAACAGCAAGAUCAGCUGCACGGCUGAGAACAUCGUUGGAGAGAAAGAGUCCGCGCUGAUGUUGGAUAUACUUUUUCCUCCCAAAAUCACGAAGCUGACUGAUGCAAUCCCCGACCAUCACUGGUGCAUCCCCUUCAGCAUGUCAGGAAACCCAAUGCCAGAGCUGCUGUGGUAUCAGGAUGAUAAACUUGUGAUGGAGGGCAAGUUCAUCGUGACGAUGAUCCAUGACGUCACAGAGAGAGAGUUCCACGGCUGCCUGCAGCUCGACAGCCCCACACACCUCAACAACGGCCGCUACAAGCUGGUGGCUACAAACAAAUACGGCACAGACAUGAAGGAGGUGGACGCGCACUUCAUGACCAAGCCCUGGGAGGAUACGGAUAAGGACAACUAUUAUGAUCCAUUCACAGACGCCCCCACUCCAGACCCUCCUGAAGACGGAGUCGCUGUGUACGUGGUGGUGGGCAUUGCUGCUGUGGCCUUUACCGGUUUCCUUUUAAUGUUGGUCCUUCUCAAGUUUGGAGGGAAUUCCAAGUUUGGCAUCAAAGGACCAUCUUCUGUGAUCAGUAACGAUGAUGACUCGGCCUCUCCUCUUCACCACGUCUCCAACGGCAGUAACACUCCCUCAUCCUCAGAGAUGGGCCCCGAUGCUGUUAUCAUCGGCAUGACCAAGAUCCCGGUGAUAGAAAACCCUCAAUACUUUAGGAACACAAACAGCCUGCUCAAAACCAACACAUAUAUGAAGGGUUCAGUCUUAGAAGUAACAGUCUAUGGUCUUGAACCGUACACUCAGUAUAGUCUACGAGUGGAAGCUGUGAACGACGCAGGUAGCGUGUCCAGUCCCUGGGUCUCCAUCAGGACUCUGGAGGCUUCUCCUGCUGGCCUGGCUAACUUCACGGUGGAGCAGAGAGAGCAGGGCAGGGCCUUACUGCUGAGCUGGGAUCAGCCACGUGCUCCAAAUGGAAUUAUCACGAUGUACAACUUGUACAGUGAGGGGAACUUGGAAUUCAGCGGCUUAUCACGCAACUUCCUGUUUCGCCGUUUGGAGCCAUGGACCACGUAUACUUUGACUCUUGAAGCUUGCACCUUAUCAGGCUGCACACGCUCCCCUCCCCAGCAUGUCACCACCGCAGCAGCUCCACCUGCUUCCCAGCCCCCUCCCAGGCCUCUCUUGGUGGGCCCAGACCGUGUGUCCCUUACCUGGGGCCCUCCCUCUCAGACCAACGGGCCAAUCGGAGAGUAUUCUUUAAUUGGGAGAAGUCUGGAGGAAUUUGGCAGGGAAAGAAGUAAUGAAGACGAUGUUGACAAAGGAAAGGUGCUGUUCAGAGAAUCAUCCCCACAACAUGCUGACAGCUUCUCGUAUACAGUGACUGGUCUGCGUCCCUGGACACGGUACGAGUUCAGCGUCCAGACUCACAACCCUGCCGGACACACCCGCAGCCCCUGGGUAACCGUGACAACCAAACAGGCUUCCCCUCGAGGUCUGGCUCCCCCGACAGUGAGUCACCUCCAAGGCCAACCCAGUAAGGUGUUGGUUGCCUGGUCUCCCCCUUUGGAGCCCAAUGGGAUACUUCAGUCCUACAGGAUUCAGAGAAACAAUGUCAGCUUCUCCUUUAGUUUUGACCCUACUGUGCUCAGCUACACCGACGAAGACCUCCUGCCAUUUUCAACAUAUAGCUACUCCAUUAUAGCCUGCACGUCUGAAGGAUGCAUCAACAGUCCUCACACAAACAUCACAACUCUGCAGGCUCCACCUGCGACAGUUGAAGCUCCCGCAGUGGACAGCAUCACAUCCAACAGUUUGAACAUUUCCUGGAGUAAACCACUGACACAGAAUGGAGAGGUCACUGGUCCAGAGUCAGUGGAGGUUAGCUGGAGACAACCAGAGCACCCUAAUGGCAUCAUCACGGGAUAUGAACUCCGCAGAGAUGGUGAAGUUAUCUAUGUUGGCACAGAGACCCACUACCACGACUUUACACUUCUGCCAAGCGUUGAAUACAGCUACGUUGUGAGGGCCAACAACAGUAAAGGUGCAGCGAGCAGCGCGGCAGCCUCAGCAAAGACUCCCCCGUCAGCUCCUUCUGGGGUCGGUCUGCCCACACUGACACCUCUGGGACCAAGCCAGUUGCGGGUAGUGUGGAGUACUCCGGCCCGUCCCAAUGGAGACAUUUUGAGUUACACCGUGCAUCAGAGAGAUCCAGUCCAUCUCAGGAGCUCCAGCACUGUGUUCACUCCAGAGGACGAGGACUUCUCUGCUCGACACACCACUCUGCAUGGGCUGGCUCCUUACCACAGGUAUGAGGUGAGGGUGGAGGCUUGCACAGCGCUCGGCUGCUCCGCCAGUGACUGGUCCUCUGUACUCACUCUGGAGGCUCCCCCUGCUGGACAAACAGCGCCACUGUUAGACCUCCAGCCUGACGCACACACAGGCCUGCAGACCACCUUUCUACUCACCUGGUCCCCUCCAGCUCAGCCUAAUGGUAGAGUCCUUCACUACGAGGUGUACCGCAAACUAGACCAUACCACUGAUACCCUGGGACGUGAAGCAGCGACACUUGUCUACUGGAACGCCUCUACCACCUGCAGAGAUGAAGCACUCCAGCCAUAUACUGUAUAUCAGUAUCAGGUGUGGGCGGUGAAUUCGGCCGGUCGGUCUGCCAGUCCGUGGGCCAAUGGGAGAACAGGACCUGCCCCACCUGAGGGUGUAGGCCCACCUAUUUUCCUUCGUGUUUCAGCGACCUCAGCAGUAGUGAACAUCCGACCUCCAGCACGACCCAACGGGAUUGUUAGCCUUUACCGAGUGUUCUCAGUGAACCACAACAACCACACUCUGCUUUCAGAAGGGACAUCCCAUCAGCAGACACUCCAUGGUUUACGUCCCUACACCCAGUACUGGGUAGGAGUAGAGGCCUGCACCUGUUAUCAGUGCUGUAGCCAGGGUCUUCUGAGCGAGCUGCAGACCCUGGCUGCCCCCCCACCAGCCUCCCCCCCGCCCCGUCACCCUGACGACCCGCUCUGUUCAGCUGGAGUGGGACGAGCCUCUGGCCCCUAAUGGAGUCAUUGAGAGCUGUGAGCUACAUCUCAGAUCACCUUGCCCGCAGCCCCUCCAGCCUGUACCCCUCCCUUGUGCUGAAGGACCAAUAGAAAUCAGUUUCUU
Notothenia coriiceps (black rockcod) is the source of this 4548-nucleotide messenger RNA. Its product is annotated as usherin-like. Gene Ontology annotation, cellular component: plasma membrane. Gene Ontology annotation, molecular function: ATP binding; protein binding; transmembrane receptor protein tyrosine kinase activity. Bases 580 to 4443 code for a protein of 1287 amino acids. NCBI's taxonomy places the organism in Eukaryota, Metazoa, Chordata, Actinopteri, Perciformes, Nototheniidae. The record is from RefSeq and is a predicted model, not a curated record. Gene Ontology annotation, biological process: protein phosphorylation; cell surface receptor protein tyrosine kinase signaling pathway. The transcript is spliced from 27 exons.